AUGGGUCAUAGAUCGCGGUGUGCGCGCCACACUAUGUGCGUACUGUUCGCCCAGACGACGGAGCCCCGUCGAGGACCCACGGCGCGCGCGCCCCGGCGCGGUCUCUCGUCGACGCGCUCGACCGCGACAGGAAAGAUGCCGCCGAAAUUUGACCCGAAUGCCACCUUGGAGAUCUUCAUGCGCGCGACCGGCGGUGAAGUCGGCGCCGCGUCUUCGCUCGCGCCGAAGAUCGGUCCGCUCGGUCUUUCCCCGAAAAAGGUCGGGGAAGACAUCGCGAAGGAAACUGCCAAGGACUGGAAGGGCUUGCGCGUGACGGUGAAGCUCACCGUGCAAAACCGCCAAGCUAAGGUUUCCGUCGUGCCGACUGCCUCGGCCCUAGUCAUCAAGGCGCUCAAGGAGCCGUUCCAAGACCGCAAGAAGGUCAAGGGCAUCACGCACACGGGCAACUGCUCCCUGGACGACAUCAUCGAGGUCGCGCGCGUCAUGCGCCCGAAGUCGUGCGCGAAGAACCUCGCCGGCACCGUGAAGGAAAUUCUCGGAACCGCCAAGUCCGUCGGCUGCACCGUGGAGGGUGAGGAUCCGUCGGACGUGCAAGAAAGCAUCGACGCGGGUGACAUCGAAAUCCCGGAAAAGUAA
Molecule: messenger RNA, 636 nt
Organism: Ostreococcus tauri
Lineage: Eukaryota; Viridiplantae; Chlorophyta; Mamiellophyceae; Mamiellales; Bathycoccaceae
Product: Ribosomal protein L11
Exons: 2
Coding region: 1-636 (211 amino acids)
Biological process (GO): translation
Cellular component (GO): cytosolic large ribosomal subunit; ribosome
Molecular function (GO): structural constituent of ribosome; large ribosomal subunit rRNA binding
Source: RefSeq, a predicted model, not a curated record